AGGUCUUGAGGUCGAACCUGAAGUCAGUUCGUGCAUCGUGGUCAUUAGAGGAGCUGCUGUCUUGACACACAGACGAUAACGUGAAGAUGUCCCACAGAUCUGUGCAGUGGCUCGUCGUCAUGCUGCUCGUCGUCUUCACAGCAGCACAGUGUGAACAGAACGAGAGCCGCCGAGCUGUGAGCGAACACCAGCUGUUGCACGACCGUGGCCGAAACAUCCAGAGUCUGAAGAGGCUCAUCUGGCUGUCCAGCGCCAUCGAGGGGCUGCACACUGCCCAGACCCGCUCCGCCGCUCUCAGCCAAGCAAAGGUCCUGGACCUGGAUCUGAACCCGGCGAUGGUCCCUGAUGCUCCGGGCCCCCGACCCGCCCGGGUGCAGAGCCUCCUGAGAGACUUCUUCAACAACCCCUACCUGACUCAGCUGUCGGACACAGAGGCCUGACUCUGUGAAGAAGUCCGCAGACACAUAAAUAUUUAUUGUCUCCAUCAUUUGAACAAUGAAACACAUAAAGCACAAUGAUACAUAAACGACACACAUUUGCUGCAGAUGCAUCCAAAUGUUGCAAGAAAUUAAAGUUUUAGUCGAGAGAGUCUUUGAGUUAAAGCUGCAUGAAAGUCUGUUGAUGUGCAGAGUCGCACAAAUGUCUCAAUGUUCAGUCAUAGUUACAUCAAGGACUCGCUACAAGCGAAAAAUAAAAGGUCUUUAAGGAGCAGUCCUCGGAACCGAGCACGAAAGGAACAACAUAAAGUCAAACUUACCCAGAUU
Paralichthys olivaceus (Japanese flounder) is the source of this 764-nucleotide messenger RNA. NCBI's taxonomy places the organism in Eukaryota, Metazoa, Chordata, Actinopteri, Pleuronectiformes, Paralichthyidae. The record is from RefSeq and is a predicted model, not a curated record.